AUGCGCAACGUCCUCGUCACCAUUUUGGCCACGGCCUCCACGGGCCUUGCCUGGUAUGAUCACCCCAGCAUGGUCACCGAGGCACAAACGACCGAUGCUACAUUCCUUCUUCCCUCCUCCACUUCAACCUCCCCAACUUCGACGGGAAGCGCAACCGCCAGCGCGCACCGUCUCGUCACCAGGGUCACCAGAGCGCCCUCCGUGGAACCCACCACUCUGGCUACUAUUGCGCGUUCCAACAAGGAGGAACGCGACGAUACACGCGUCUACAACAACGGAUGGCGAACGUGGAUAUCAGAGUACGAUGGCCGCAUGAUUACCGUGAAGCCCUGUGUCAAGGCUACAAGGUAA
Messenger RNA from Alternaria arborescens, 351 nucleotides. RefSeq lists its product as hypothetical. Bases 1 to 351 code for a protein of 116 amino acids. The record is from RefSeq and is a predicted model, not a curated record. The transcript has a single exon. Lineage: Eukaryota; Fungi; Ascomycota; Dothideomycetes; Pleosporales; Pleosporaceae.